AAACCUAAAGUUGGAAAGCAACUAACGUAGCCUAGAGUUGCUUGAGUGGCUAGCUAACUUCGACUAGCUACUUUCGGUUCAUGUCCUUUGCAGAUGCCACAUUCCUGACUAUAAAAAAGAUCUAUAACCGAGUAAAGGGAGAUGUAAAGUAAGAUAUGAACGUGUAAAUGUUAAUUCAUAGUCGUAACAUAUGGUUUGUACGUUUACUGAUCUACUUUAAGCGUUACGUUUCAUGUUUCAACCAUGGCGACCUAACAAUUUACUUAUGGACAAUCAACUUACACCGGCUGAAAAUACGCCUACUUGGACGCCCGGGACAUAUUCAUCGAUUCCUCUCAAAAGUGCCGCACGUCCACAGAAAUUGAUUUGGGAUGGUCUGGACGGACUUAAUCUGAACCAAUAAUAGACGUAUAUAUUUCCGGCCAACUCAAGGUCAGGGCGGACAAUAUCUAAAGUGAAUCAAGUGAUUCAAGUGAUUUAAAAAAUAAUAAUAAUAGGAAUCGGUGUGUGCAUGGGGAUAUGUUGGCAGCAGUGUAGUCUAUAUUCUCCUCGAUCGACUAACUUGCUAUUUCUAUUAGGGUCAACGACAAAUAAUAGCCAGGCUACUUUAUAAUAUGGACGUUUUCAAAUACCCUGUUUUCUUCGAGUGCCAGACUCUGGACCCACCACAGAAACAUAUGAUAAAAAGGUACUUUGGAAUUAAACGUAAAUCCGGUGGCGGAGAUUGUGGACCAGUGGAAUCAGUUGGUGACAAAGUCUACAAGAUCGCAUUCAUUGACCAGACAGUCCAGGAGAGGGUACUUCAGAAACCUAAUCAUGUGUUGGAGAUGCCUGGAGGACCUCUCUUCCUCACUCUGAGAGACAGCCUGGAGCCGCCACCCACAACAACCUCCCCAGUCAGCAGUCAGAGUCACCACUCCCUUCCGGUCGAGACAUCUCCACCUGGUGGUCAAGAACAUGUACUCCAUCGUCUGAGCACAGGGAAGCAGGAGAAGAUCAGCACCACCUGUCAUCUGGGACAGGUCCAGCUCCUUCUUCUAGGUGAAGUGAUAGAGAAGGAUCUAGGGGAGGUUGUUCCAGGGGUGAGGGUGACACGCCUUGACUCAGCUCAGCUGGUCCUGCACGGCUACGCAAAUGAAGUCCAGGCAGCCAGACAGUUAGUUACAGAUAAAAUCUCUCUGGUGCUGGAGCGGGUGGUGCCUGAGGUGUCCCCCCACCUCCUGUCCUUCCUGAGGGAGGAGUAUGGGAGGCCUGGGAACCUGAGCAGUCUGCUGGGGUUGGGACUCCAUGUGGAGGUAGAGUUGGGGGACACAGAACUCCGUCUGUUCUCCCUGUCCUCUGGGAAACUGGACCAGGCUGAGAAGGAUCUGCUGGGAGAGUUUGGGGAGGAGAAGAUCGAUUUGCCCAACUGUGGCAUCCUGGCUGAACUGAAAUCUAAAUUUGAGACGAAGGUGAAGGAGAUGAACCAGAGCAGAUGCAGGGUGGUGGCCAGAUAUGGUCCUGGGUGUAGAGUGCAGCUGCUGGGCCACACGAAGGAGGUUCAGGAGCUGAGGGAGGAGAUUGGGGUCUUUCUGAUACGCAGGUCCAGUGUAAGAGUCGUGAGACACCAUCAACAGAAUCAGGAUGGCGUAGUCAGCGAAGCAGGAACCGGAUUAAUACGGGAGGAGAUGGUCGCAGCCACCAGCUAUCGCCUCCGUCUGGGACUGCAGGUAGUGGUGUGUCAAGGUGACAUCACCAAGGAACAGGCAGACGCACUGGUGAAUGCAGCCAAUGAGGACCUUGAUCAUGCUGGGGGCGUGGCUGCAGCUCUGAGCCGGGCGGGGGGGCCUGAGGUACAGCGGGCCAGCAGGGAUCUGGUUAGGCAGAUAGGGAGAGUGCCCACAGGUACAGUGGUAGAGACUACAGGAGGGAAUCUGCCUUGUAAGAUGCUGCUGCAUGCAGUGGGACCAGUAGGGGGCAGCGUAGGUGGGAAUGAGCGCCCUCUGCUGGAGAAGACAGUAAAGACAGUCCUGGAUCUGGCAGAGACCAUGGAACUCCAGACCCUGGCCAUGCCCUGCAUCAGCUCGGGGAUAUUCGGUGUUCCUCUGAAGGUGUGUUCUGAGGCCAUAGUCUCUGCAGUGAGGGACUUUGGGAGGAAACAGCACAUCCUUACCAAAGUCACUCUGAUUGAUGUGAGUGGAGAGGCAGUGAGAGCCAUGCAGGAGGCCUGUGAUAGGCUGUUACAGGGGAAGAGGGAGUUUCCUGGAUGGGAGGUAGAGUCCAGCACCACCACUACCACUACACAUGCUCCUCAGAGAGACACCACUGCUGCCUCCACCAGGGGACCAGUGGCUCCAGAGGUCUGUGUCCAGGUGGAGAUCAUCCAGGGAACCAUAGAGAAACAGGAGGUGGAUGCCCUGGUGUCCCCCAUGGUUGGUAGUGACCCUCUCUCCUCCCGAGUGGGUAAUGUCUUGUCGGAGGCAGCUGGACCGGCGCUGAUGACAGCAUUUCUAAGGGAAUCAGGGGGACGGACUGCACCUGGUGAGAACGUUCUGGUGGAGGGACUGUCUGGUCUCAGCUCUGGCCGUGUCUUCUUCCUCAGAUGUGCACACUGGGACAACAACCCCCAAGGACCAGCAGUACAGGCUCUGAGGCAGGGUGUGAGGAAAAUUCUGACCUCUUGUGAGAACCGGGGUUUCCGUUCCGUUGCCUUCCCUUUAGUUGGAACUGGUGUGGUUCUCCAGUUCCCUCACAACGUGGUAACACAGGUUCUGCUAGAAGAGAUCCGUAGGUAUGAACAGAACCGAGCGAGCAGAACCCCCUUCCUUGUCCGCAUCAUUGUCCAUCCCAAUGACAGAGAUUCUACCAAGGCUUUUCAGACUGCCCAGAAUGCUUUGCAUCUCAGAGGGUUCGUAUUAGGCACUCGACCAGAGCAAGACAUCAGGAUUGUGCUGCUGGGGAAAACCGGAGGAGGUAAAAGCAGUGCUGGAAACACCAUCUUCGGACAAGAUGAUGUGUUCCUCUCAGACAGUUCCUCCACCUCCUCAACACAGAAAUGUAAAGCUCAUACCAAGAACAUCAAAGGGAGAAACAUCACCCUGAUUGACACACCAGGAUUCUUUGACACUGACAUCCCUGAAGAGGAGCUGAAACCUAAAAUAGUUAAAUGUAUAACAGAAUGUGCUCCAGGACCGCAUGCCUUUCUCAUUGUACUGAAAGUGGAACGGUACACAGUCCACGAGAACGAAGCCAUAGCGAAAAUCAAGACAUAUUUUUCACCAGAGGCCUUCAAAUAUGCUACAGUCCUCUUCACUCAUGGUGACCAGCUCAAUGGUUUGACUGUUGAGAAAUUUGUCCAACAGAAUGCUGAUCUGAACAAGCUUGUGGAGAAAUGUGGAGGCCGCUAUCACGUCAUCGACAACAAAUACUGGAACACCAAUCAGCAGGGUCGGUACAGCAACCAGUACCAAGUAGCAGAGUUACUCAACACUAUAGAGAAGAUGGUGAGAGAUAACGGAGGAGGGUUCUACACCAACGAGAUGCUCCAAGAGGCAGAGAGUUUAAUACAAGCAGAGAUAGAGGGUCUUAGGAAGGAGUUAAAAGGCCAGAUGUCAGAGGAAGAGAUGAGAAAACAAGCCAAGAAAAGAGCGAGGAAGAAACUCCUGAUCAAAUGGUCAGGGAUAGCAACAGGUGCAGUGAUAGGAGCUCUAUUUGGCGUAAUACUGGCGAUAAUGAUUCCACUCUCAUUCGCUACACAACCAUUGAUCAAUUUAGUCAAAAGUCAGAUAGCAGCUUCAAUGACAAUAGGGCCAGCAGCUGCGGCGGAGCUAGCAGGACCAGUACUUACACUAGAGUCAGGGGUGGGAGUGGGUUCAGGGAUAGGUGCAGGGGUAGGCAUAGCUGCAGGAGUUGUCGUUGGGAUGGCAGCAGCAGCAGGAGGAGUAAGAGGAGGGAUAGUAGGAGCUACUGCAGCAGAGGAGGCAGAGACAGUACAGGAGGCAGCAGAGGAAGCAGCCAAUGCUGUCUUCGAGGAUGCUAAGGGUCUUUAUCACAAAGCAGAAAACAUUUUCACACGUUUCAGUAAAUCUAAAUAGAUGAUAUAUACCUGAAACCAUUGAUUGAUAGCAACAUGUGUUUCAACAUCUGACUAAUAACUAUGUAGACACCAGUCAGUUCUAUACCACUGUAGAAUAGCUGCUUGUCCAAAAUAGCUGCUUGUCAAAAUGUUUAUAAAAAUAUAUAUUUAGCAUAUAUUUUUCAUUUUUAUAGUUUUGUAAAAAUCAAGGGAUAUAUAUUGCAAAUAGUAAUGUGGCCGUCCUGAAAAUGUUUCAGCUGGUUAUUGACAUUCAAAAGGCUGAUUUUAUAGUUCGAGGAAUAUAAUUGAAUUUAAUAUUAUGUUUUUUCCAUAUCGGAUCGUGUUCGCAUAUGAAGUGGCUAUAUGUUGGACUGUCUUAGAAAUCAAAACGUAUAUGGGCUGCAUGAUGCGACUAUAGGCAAUUGAUGAUUUUAGAAAGUCGCAAAAAAACUUGGCGCUUUGUUCCUUGCCUGAUCACAUUUUCUCCCAUCAAACUAAUCUCAGUUUAAUCUGUCUUUACCCAAAUGUAAAAUGACUUUAGAUUUAGAAUAGCCCUUUAUCAAUUAGGCAGGAACAGGGGCAGGGGGAAAAUAAAUGUAAUCUGUAUGCACUCGAAUAGCGAAUGGGGACCACUUCCUGCUAUUCCGGUUAUUUCACACCACACAACAACCACUGUUUGAGGUGCAUGCAGCCUCUUGCUGCACGACAGGUGAUAUUCUGCCCAAACUCUGAAUACUAUGGGCUCUCCAACCCUGUUCCUGCAGCUACCCAGUGGGCUCUCCAACCCUUUUCCUGCAGCUACCCGGUGCUUAAUUUGGGGAACCAAGUUAAAUCUGUUAAGAACAUUGAUAGUAACAUGUUUUAACAACGAAAUAUAUUUAAUUAGACUGUUUACAGCCCCUCUCUGUGCGUGCUCAAGAACGGAAUGAUGGGGAGAGGGGAAGAGACGGAAACGCGUGGUGGUGAGAUAUUCUGUAGCUAAUCGUAAUGCGUAAGCCUAUUAAUUAUGAAGAAAGGAAAAAAACGAUUACAAGGAUAUUCAAAAUCCUGUACACAUUCCCUUUAAUUGUUGGCUAACUCUGAAUUCGUAUAGGAUAGACCAGUUAUGUACAUCAGUUUUAAAAUGCUAUUCUGCCCAUGCAUAAUAUGUGGUAGGCUAUGUAUAACAGCACAAUCAUUAUUUUAAUUCACGUUUUUUUUCAGGCUUGGGCUCAGAUAUAGGCUUACAUGUAUGCAUAAGCUCUAAUAGCAUAAGGUUGUUGUUUAAUUCGUCAUCACCUUAGAUAGCGCUGUCCAUUUCAUUGUGUUAGGCUUUGAAACAACAUCCAUGUUUUCCAUUCAGUUUCAACCUGUCAUUGAACUUCUUUCUUCAAAGUGAUCAAUCACAGUGAGAUGAGUUUUAAAAGCUGUGGGAUUCUGUGUUUUACAUUAUAGUCAUUACCAUAUAUUUGAUUAAAUAUUAUCUGAUGUUGGCUGUGUGGGGUAUCUGCAUUUGUGCACUUGAGCAUCAUUAUGAGAUUAAACAACUGCUUGCUACA
Messenger RNA from Oncorhynchus kisutch (coho salmon), 5592 nucleotides. RefSeq lists its product as uncharacterized. Lineage: Eukaryota; Metazoa; Chordata; Actinopteri; Salmoniformes; Salmonidae. The coding region runs from base 615 to 4073 and encodes 1152 amino acids. The record is from RefSeq and is a predicted model, not a curated record. Gene Ontology annotation, molecular function: GTP binding. The transcript has 7 exons.